Drosophila ananassae is the source of this 961-nucleotide messenger RNA. Its product is annotated as pyrimidodiazepine synthase. The record is from RefSeq and is a predicted model, not a curated record. Gene Ontology annotation, molecular function: glutathione transferase activity; glutathione dehydrogenase (ascorbate) activity. Gene Ontology annotation, biological process: glutathione metabolic process. The transcript has 3 exons. Lineage: Eukaryota; Metazoa; Arthropoda; Insecta; Diptera; Drosophilidae. Bases 178 to 909 code for a protein of 243 amino acids. Gene Ontology annotation, cellular component: cytoplasm.
UCUCUACUGUAUCCAGCAGAGUGCCUAUGUAUGUCAGCCGCAAAGGUUGCCCCACGCCGCUCCAAGUUCAGCCGGGUAACCGAAGCCAUCCGGCGAAGGGCGGCCAGAUCAGAUCUUUAUAUACCACCCAACCUGGAGAUGUCAUCACUUGCAUUUUGAGAUCCGAGCACGCACAUCAUGAGCAACGGCAGGCAUUUGGCUAAAGGUUCUCCCACACCUGAUGUUCCCGAGGAUGGGAUCCUGCGGCUCUACUCCAUGCGCUUCUGUCCGUUCGCCCAGCGUGUCCACCUGGUACUCGACGCCAAGCAGAUUCCCUACCACAGCAUCUACAUCAAUCUCACCGACAAGCCGGAGUGGCUGCUGGACAAGAAUCCCCAAGGCAAAGUGCCGGCGCUGGAGCUAGUCCGCGAGCCAGGACCUCCGGUGCUGACGGAAUCGCUCCUAAUUUGCGAGUAUUUGGACGAACAGUAUCCCCUACGCCCUCUGUAUCCCCGUGAUCCCCUCAAGAAAGUGCAGGAGAAGCUGCUAAUCGAGCGUUUCGGUCCGGUGCUGGGAGCCUUUUUCAGGGCCUCCGAUGGUGGUGAUCUGGAGCCCUUCUGGGCUGGCCUGGACACCUACGAAAAGGAGCUGAGCCGGCGCGGCACGGACUUCUUUGGCGGGGAGCAGACGGGCAUCCUGGACUACAUGAUCUGGCCCUGGUGCGAGCGCCUUGAGCUGCUGAAGCUGCAACGCGGCGAGGAGUACAACUACGAUGAAGCAAGAUUCCCGCAGUUGACACUAUGGGUGGAAAGGAUGAAGCGCGACCAGGCUGUAAUGGCCUUCUACAUGGAGGCAGAGGUGCAGGCCGAGUUCUUGCGCACGCGUGCCGCUGGACAUCCCAACUACAACCUUCUGGUCAAGGAGGCUUGAUUCUAUAUCCCUUUAUUGGCAAUUUCUUCUUGGAAUGAAUAAAAAAUCUUAG